AUUGUGUCCCUCCACCACACGCUCGCUAGUGCAACUGUCCAAGCCGAUUCUCCACUAGGGUUUUGGAUCGAUAAUCAAAGUCUUUCUUUUAAAACAAAAAAAAACCACACAAUCAGAUCGGCUUCUCAUUGGAGUCAAACAAUCAAAUCCAAUCUACUCUUUGUAGUCACGAUGGGAAGAGGAAAGUUCAAGGGCAAGCCCACCGGUCACCGCCAAUUCUCCACUCCCGAAGAGAUGCUUGCUGGCACCUCCACUCGCCCUCGUACAUUUAGAAGGGAAGAAGCUGAAUAUGAAAAGGAACAUGAUAAAGAAGAAUCUGGAGAAGACUCUGAACAAGAAUCUGAUGAUGAACUUGAUCAAAAGAGGAAAGGAACUCAAGGUCUUAUACAGAUUGAAAAUCCUAAUCUGGUGAAGCCAAAGAAUGUUAAAGCUAGAGACAUUGAUAUUGGGAAAACAACAGAGCUUUCAAGGCGUGAAAGGGAGGAGUUAGAGAAACAAAGAGCUCAUGAGCGGUACAUGAGGCUCCAAGAACAAGGAAAAACAGAGCAAGCAAGAAAAGACUUGGAGCGCUUGAACCUCAUACGUCAGCAAAGGGCAGAAGCAGCUAAAAAGCGAGAAGAAGAGAAGGCUGCCAAAGAGCAGAAGAAGGCAGAAGCACGGAAAUGAUUUUCCUGGAGAAUUUCAAUCCGAACAAGCAAUGCCAUCCUUAAUACUUAGAUGAUCCUCAAUACUUAGAUAAUUGUUGGUUUAUAAUUGCUGUUCUUGUUUGUUAUCGUGCCAACUAAAAUUUCUUGCUUCCAUUACACAAUUCAUUAUUGUCAUAACUUGAAAGAAAAUAGAUUUUAUGUGCCUUGUUGGAAUACUUAUACACAUAUGAUUACUUGUAUUUGAAUGUGUUGGAGGAGCAUUUGAAAUCAAGUUAUGCCUCCCGAACUGCCAUGUAUGUUAUGUUUUACAGGUCUAGUUCUCUUUUAUAUCAGGGAGAAGAUAAGUAAUUAA
This is a messenger RNA of Jatropha curcas, 999 nucleotides long. RefSeq lists its product as uncharacterized. Lineage: Eukaryota; Viridiplantae; Streptophyta; Magnoliopsida; Malpighiales; Euphorbiaceae. The record is from RefSeq and is a predicted model, not a curated record.